UCUGCCACAGUCAUCUCGAAUGCAAUAACCUUCUCGCGAGAAUUGCUUUCCUUAAAGGGUGUCCUUGCGAAGUCCUCAAUGGGGUACUGGGACCUUCCAGAGGGUACAGACUGUGUCGAAAAAACAUGGAUCACCACCAAACUUGGCACGGCUUUGGGCCUGGUUGGUUCAGCCUAUCACAUAGUGGCAUUCCAGCCUGAUUCUGCAUUGGCAGCACUACAGAGGGCCACCAAUACAACUGUUACCAUGGCCUCCAUGGGAGCCAUCUUCGGCAUGGCGACGUGUCUCAGUGCUCAGGCUCGUGAAACCCCAGAUGACCCACUGAAUUACUUCAUCGGGGGCUGUGCCUCUGGGCUCUUCUUGGGAGCCAGAACUCAUAGUGCUAUGACCGGUACAUCAGCGUGUCUGGGUCUGGGUACACUGGCCUUCUUCACAAAAGUUGGCAAAAUGGAGGGAUGGAAGCUGGCUGGACCCCCCAAACUAUGAGGAGGAAGAUUGUUGUAAGAUUUACUGUAUGUUCAUUCAUGUAAUAAAGUUGUUGUGAAAAUGACAAAAUAAACUCAGUUCACCUGAUUUAAUCCCA
Micropterus dolomieu (smallmouth bass) is the source of this 583-nucleotide messenger RNA. It is a transcript of the gene ndufa11, whose product is annotated as NADH:ubiquinone oxidoreductase subunit A11. NCBI's taxonomy places the organism in Eukaryota, Metazoa, Chordata, Actinopteri, Centrarchiformes, Centrarchidae. Bases 79 to 486 code for a protein of 135 amino acids. The record is from RefSeq and is a predicted model, not a curated record. The transcript has 4 exons. Gene Ontology annotation, biological process: mitochondrial respiratory chain complex I assembly.